Messenger RNA from Pleurotus ostreatus (oyster mushroom), 1116 nucleotides. RefSeq lists its product as uncharacterized. Bases 1 to 1116 code for a protein of 371 amino acids. The record is from RefSeq and is a predicted model, not a curated record. Lineage: Eukaryota; Fungi; Basidiomycota; Agaricomycetes; Agaricales; Pleurotaceae. The transcript is spliced from 2 exons.
AUGUACAGAUGGUAUCGAAACUCCCAUUUCUGUAUUGUCUAUCUUAGUGCCAGCCGCGAUGGCCGCAUAGACAAUGACCCUUGGUUCAAGAGGGGUUGGACGUUACAAGAAUUGCUAGCGCCGAGACAGCUCAAAUUCUUCUACGAAGACUGGUCAAAACUCUAUUUUCAUCGACAAUACGACAUUGUGCGACCAAGACGAGUCACUCUCGAUGAUACUUCUUCAGAGGUUUCUGCACGCAAAGGAAGUUACUAUGAUGAAGACACCGCUUCUGACGGAGAGGAUGAAGAGGAGGACGAAGAAACAGUGGCUGGUAGCUCGGACCUUGAUGAUGACUUCGAUGAUUAUGAAGCGGAUGACACCCCUCCGCUACGCAGGAAAAAUAUGUCAAUAUCGGAGAAACUCACUCCCAACGCCCAACAGAUUGAAUACAAUUUCAUGGAAGACUAUGACCCUAGCCCUGCGAAUGCCUGGGAUGUUUUUCGAUGGCUUUCCAAGAGAACCACCUCACGGCCAGAAGAUCUGUCUUACUGCCUUCUUGUCUUGUUAGAUAUCCAGAUCCCCAUUGCGUAUGGUGAAGGCGAAGAACGUGCGUUCUAUAGGGUCCAAGUCGAGUGCUCCCAUCAUGUUGAAGAUCGGAGCUUGUUUCUCUGGAACGGCAGUCGUUCUCGGUGGAAUUCAAUGUUCGCGGAUGACCCUUCCGCCUUCCAAGACUCCGAGAUGGAGUAUCCAGGGAAGCCGUGGACGUUGUCGUCCAAUUGUCUUUUCGAUUCGCAUCCCACGAGAACUCUAGACCCUUCGUUCAGCUUAACGAACUGCGGUCUGCGCAUCAUGGUGGUUCUCCAUCCUGUCGAGUUCGUCCAUGUUUCCACAUAUCCGGCGAAGCACGAGAAGCACGAGUAUGUGCUCACUAUCUUCAAGACGGGUGAUACUAAGGUGACUUUGCGCUGGCAAGGCAAGUCCCCCGCGUCAUCCAAAGUCACGGCGAGAUGGAAGGUUGCGGUUGUUGGGCCAGCAAAUAUGCCCCCUUCGCGAUCUUACGACGGGAAGGCGCAUCGAAACCUCCUCGAUACUUUGGACUUUCGUCCGCGGUAUUUAUAUCGAUCCCUGAUCUGA